AUGCAGAUUUUACAACCCAUCGCCCUGCUCGCAGCAGCAUCGACGGCAGCCGCCGCCUCGUGCCCAUGCUCAGCGACAACACCGCCAUUCACACCAGGGGAGUUGAGCGCGGAUCAGUUCACCCCCACCACCAACAGGCGUUACCGCGUCCACCUGCCAAAGUCCUACACGCAGUCCAAAAAGACACCGGUAAUCUUGUCGUACCACGGCGCCGGCGGCACCAUCGAGAAGCAGGUCAAGCUGGACGGCUUCACGGAUGCUUUCCGCAACGACGAAUACAUAGUCGUUUACCUGCAGGCCCUGACCCCGAACGGCAGCGACAGGGCGCAGUGGCAGGUGGCGCCUGAGGCCAGGGACAUUGACGACCUGGGCUUCACCAAGGACGUGCUGCAGAUACUCGGGGGCAAGCUGUGUCUGGACGAGAAGCGCGUCUACGCCGCCGGCAAGUCGCAGGGCGGCGGGUUCGUCGGGCAGAAGCUGGCGUGCGAUAAGGUGCUCAGCAAGCGGUUUGCCGCGUUUGCUCCCGUCAGCGGCGCCUACUACAUCCUGGACCAGACCAGGAACACGUGCGAGCCGACGGCCGACGUCGCCAUCCCCUGCGACACGGAGCGCACCGACACCCCCAUGCUGGCUUUCCACGGCGGUGACGACCCGACCAUCCCCUACGGCGGCGAGUUUCGGACGGGGACAAAGAGCUGCCUGCCGGACAUCAGGCACUGGGUGAGGCAGUGGGCCUUCAGGGACGGGCUCAAGGGCACGCAGGUCAACUCGACCAUCAAGGGGAGUCAGAACGGGGUCAAGAGCGCCUGGAAGGAUGAGAGGGUCACGCUUUUCUAUGAUGGCGAUAACAUCCCGCACGACUGGCCCAGUCUGGUCGAGAAUUCCGACAAUGCCGGAGGACCAACGGCGGCUUUCAACGCAACAGAUAUUAUUCUUGAGUGGUUUGGAAAGUGGGCUCUGCCUUGA
Messenger RNA from Pyricularia pennisetigena, 966 nucleotides. RefSeq lists its product as uncharacterized. The record is from RefSeq and is a predicted model, not a curated record. Gene Ontology annotation, molecular function: feruloyl esterase activity. Bases 1 to 966 code for a protein of 321 amino acids. NCBI's taxonomy places the organism in Eukaryota, Fungi, Ascomycota, Sordariomycetes, Magnaporthales, Pyriculariaceae. The transcript has a single exon.